Molecule: messenger RNA, 4368 nt
Organism: Symphalangus syndactylus (siamang)
Lineage: Eukaryota; Metazoa; Chordata; Mammalia; Primates; Hylobatidae
Gene: ORC4
Product: origin recognition complex subunit 4
Biological process (GO): DNA replication; DNA replication initiation
Cellular component (GO): nuclear origin of replication recognition complex; nucleus
Molecular function (GO): ATP hydrolysis activity; DNA replication origin binding; ATP binding
Source: RefSeq, a predicted model, not a curated record
GGAGAAACGGAAGUGGGCGUGGACGGAGGCGAAAGGAGGUCACGUGUUUGGGCGGGAGAGGGGCGGGGUGGGAGAGCUAGUGCGUGCGCGGGGCAUGCCGGGAGUGGUUGUGUACCGUCGGCAACAGCAGGUGAAGCCUAGCAGAGGACGCGGCCAGGCGAUUCGGUGAAGCGAUUCCUGCAGGCGUUGGUUCCCCUCUUUGUCCUGGUAAAGGCAGGCUUUUAUGCGAGAGGAUUUGAAUUUGUUGAAAUGAGCAGUCGUAAAUCAAAGAGUAACAGCUUAAUUCACACAGAGUGCCUUUCACAGGUACAAAGAAUUUUACGUGAAAGAUUUUGUCAUCAGAGUCCACAUAGUAACCUAUUUGGAGUGCAAGUACAAUACAAACACUUAAGUGAGCUGCUGAAAAGAACCGCUGUCCAUGGAGAGAGUAACUCUGUCCUUAUUAUCGGACCCCGAGGAUCAGGAAAAACUAUGUUAAUAAAUCAUGCUUUGAAAGAACUCAUGGAAAUAGAAGAAGUGAGUGAAAAUGUAUUACAAGUUCACUUAAAUGGACUGCUGCAGAUCAAUGACAAAAUCGCACUAAAGGAAAUCACAAGGCAGUUAAAUCUGGAAAAUGUAGUUGGAGAUAAGGUUUUUGGAAGCUUUGCUGAAAACCUUUCAUUUCUUCUGGAAGCUUUAAAAAAAGGUGACCGAAUUAGCAGUUGCCCAGUGAUCUUCAUAUUAGAUGAAUUUGAUCUUUUUGCUUAUCAUAAAAACCAAACACUUCUCUAUAAUCUUUUUGACAUUUCGCAGUCUGCACAGACCCCAAUAGCAGUUAUUGGUCUUACGUGUAGAUUGGAUAUUUUGGAACUCUUAGAAAAAAGAGUGAAGUCAAGAUUUUCUCACCGGCAGAUACACUUAAUGAAUUCAUUUGGUUUUCCACAGUAUGUUAAAAUAUUUAAAGAACAGUUAUCUCUACCUGCAGAGUUUCCAGACAAGGUUUUUGCUGAGAAGUGGAAUGAAAAUGUUCAGUAUCUCUCAGAAGAUAGAAGUGUGCAAGAAGUACUACAGAAGCAUUUCAAUAUCAGCAAAAACCUGCGGUCAUUACACAUGCUAUUGAUGCUUGCUUUAAAUCGAGUAACAGCAUCACACCCAUGUAUGACUGCCGUAGAUCUAAUGGAGGCAAGCCAACUGUGUAGCAUGGACUCGAAAGCAAAUAUUGUACAUGGUCUGUCAGUCUUGGAAAUCUGUCUUAUAAUAGCAAUGAAACAUUUAAAUGACAUCUAUGAGGAAGAGCCAUUUAAUUUUCAAAUGGUCUAUAAUGAGUUUCAGAAGUUUGUUCAAAGGAAAGCGCAUUCUGUUUAUAAUUUUGAAAAACCUGUUGUCAUGAAGGCUUUUGAACACUUGCAGCAAUUAGAAUUAAUAAAGCCCAUGGAGAGAACUUCAGGAAAUUCACAGAGAGAGUACCAGCUGAUGAAACUGCUUUUGGAUAAUACUCAAAUUAUGAAUGCUCUACAGAAAUAUCCCAAUUGUCCUACAGAUGUGAGGCAGUGGGCAACAUCCUCACUAAGCUGGUUAUGAAUAUAACCAGUGACUUUAACUUUGGCAUUUCAUUCAUACUUCUGUAGAGAAUGAAAAACUUGUCCAUUAACGUGAUACGCUAAACAUUCUAUAAACAUUUUUGUAUUUAUGUGAGACUUGCAAAUCUGCUGUCUUGGCUGUGUCUUGCCUUUUAAUCAUGAACAGUUACAUGAUUUAUAAUUUCAGUGAUUGAGAUUACUUUGUAAGUAGCUGUUCAGAAGAAUAAAAUAUGACUGUUUUAGGGACUAGACCAUGUGCUUUUUUAACACAUAUAUAAUGGUCUGUUUGAAGAGCUCACUUCAACCUAACAGCUAGAUGUCUUUACAAACCUUAAACCAAAGGAGUAAAAAAACAAUGGUAAGCACCGAAGUAUAAUAAGUAACCUUUGGUACAGCAGGUUUGCUGCAGUGUUUUUUUCUGUCCACAUGCAAAUUUUAGAUUCUAUCCCAGACCCAGGUUUUCUAGUUCAGGAGACUAACCAGCUUAGAAGAUGGUUCCAUGGAAGAAAAAGGCCAAGGAGUUUGAAGAUUUUUCUUCUAGACAUCUCAAAAUGUGGUACUCAUACCAUCUACAUCAGAAUCCCUUGUAGGAUUUUUUUUUUUUUUUUUUUUGAGACAAGAGUCUCGCUGUCGCCCGGGCUGGAAGGCUGGAGUGCAGUGGCGCGAUCUCGGCUCACUGCAAGCUCCGCCUCCCAGGUUCACGCCAUUCUCCUGCCUCAGCCUCCCGAGUAGCUGGGACUACAGGCUCCCGCCACCUCGCCCGGCUAAUUUUUUGUAUUUUUAGUAGAGACGGGGUUUCACUGUGUUAGCCAGGAUGGUCUCGAUCUCCUGACCUCGUGAUUCGCCUGCCUCGGCCUCCCAAAGUGCUGGGAUUACAGGCGUGAACCACCGCGCCCGGCCGGAUUUUCUAAAAUUACAGAUUGUUGAGCCUACCAUAGGUCAAAAGGAUUGGAAUUUGCCUUCUUAACAAAUACAGUCAUGGCACCACAUAGCAUUUUGGUCAGUGACAUUGUAUAUAUAAGGGUGGUCUCGUAAGAUUAUGCCAUAUUUUUACUGUAUCUUUUCUAUGUCUAAAUAUACAAAUGUUUACCAUUGCGUUACAGUUGCCUAUAGUAUGAUUACAGUAACAUUCUGUACAGUGCUGUAGCCGAAGAGUAAUAGGCUAGGCUAUCUGUAUAGCCUAAGUGUGUAACAGGCUAUAUACAUACCAUCAGGGUCUGUGUAAGUACACUCUGAUGUUCAUACAGUGAUGAAAUCACCCAAAGACACAUUUCUCAGAACAUAGCCCCACCAUGAAGUGACAUGACUGUACCAGAGAUUUCUGGAAAAGCACUCCCAAAAGUAAUGAGAUGUGUAUGGCAAUGUUAACUGAACCUGUUUGUAUCAAAAAGUAAAUCCCUAUGAGGAAUGUGGAAAUGUCAAUCAAAGCAUUGUCUUUUAAGUAAGUAAGUAAGUUCCAAGAUCCAUGAAUUAACAGAGGCAUAUAUUUAAAAUGAAAUUUAAUAAGCACUUAGUGACUUCAUUUGUUCAAGAAUAUUUGAUUGCCUAUUGUGUGCAUGGAAGGUUUACAAAAGACAGACUGUCCCUAUGCUUGUGCAGCUUACAAUCCAUUUAACUAACUAUUAGAGGCCCUGUGAGAUGUAGGCACUGUUAUUUACAGAUGAGAAAGCUAACACAGCAGUGGCAAUGCUGGGAAUGGCCAACAGGCUUGGAAUUCAACUCAGUUUCACACCAAAGCCAGUGCUAUUAAGACCUGAAGUUUGACAGUGGAUUCCUUACCAAGUAGUUUUUAAAGUAUGCUCUAAGGAACAAUGUUUUAAUGAAAUCUUGGAUACAAAGUGGAAUAAAAGAUUUCUGAGCAUAAAAGUAGCUCUUCAGUAGUUACAACCUAUUCUUUCUUUUGCACAUAGCCUUUCCUUCCCUGCAAAAAGUUAAGCCUUCUAAGUAUUCAGAUCCCUGUCAUUUACUUUUCAGCAGUCUCAUUCAAGCUAAGGCUUGCAUACUGAUUCUGUGCCAUAGUCUACAUUUUUAGGGGAUAUUUCACCAAAAUACUUAACAUGGUAACAUCACUAUUAUAUACUAGAAGCAAGAAUUUUACACUUAUGCUCUAAUUGAUCCUUUUAAACAUUUUCUGAACUAUUUGAGGAAAGUAUUAUUUGUCUUAAAGGGUAACAGCCUCAUGAAAUGACUUGAGGAUUGCAAUUUCUUAUUAGCUUAAGAUGUCACUUAAAAGCUGACAGCCCUCAUCUGUCUCAUUGGCUACAUAAGAGCUACAGAAGAUCCAUCAAUAACCAAGUAUACAGAUUUUAAGACUAAGUACCAAUUGAAGUAAACAUGAAACCGUUAUAAAGCAAAUUAAAAAAAUACAUUAGGAAAAGUUACACAAAUGAAGUAUAUGCCUAUUAUGUUCCCAAGGCAUUUCUGUGGGGAGGAACUUCCAUAUUCCCUCAUACAAAAAGGCUAAAAUCUAUUCGCAAGAAUUUUGAGCUAACUUCGUCUCUUAAAUUGCUUGAACUGUCAUCAAUAAAAACAAAUCUGAAAAACUCUAAAAAGCGGUUCAAGAAUAAUGUAAACUUAACUUAUACAUAUAGCUUAUUUUCUUCAUUUACUAGAGGAGGAAAAAUAGAACCAAAAAAACGCAUGAACUCUGAGGUAAUCAGACUGAAAAGCAGGUGAAGGAGGAAUAUUUCACUGUGUUUUUACAUCUGUGUUCCCUCCAAGUGGCCCACCAGAAACAGAAUUCUUGUUAAAAUGACUGAUUCUCAUGCAUGUGAAAGGCUCUGGGGAAUAAAUACCUGUUUGGUCCAAA